CAUAAAUCCCCUCAUCAUCUCUUCCCCUGUAUAUAAAACCCCUCCAAAAGUCCCACAACCCCUUCAUUCCAAACUCCAUUAUUUUCUCUUCCCUUAACAACACAAAGGGGAUUUCAAAUGGGAAUGCCACUUUCUUUUCUUCUCCUUCUUACUCUAUUAUCUCCUAUUUUCACAUUCUCCUCUCAUGUUCCUGACCCUGAAGUUAUAGUCCAAGAAGUUAAUGAGAAAAUCAAUGCAUCAAGAAGGAACUUAGGCUAUUUAUCAUGUGGCACAGGCAAUCCUAUUGAUGAUUGUUGGAGAUGUGAUCCUAAUUGGGAAAAAAACAGACAAAGACUAGCUGAUUGUGCAAUUGGCUUUGGCAAACAAGCAAUUGGUGGUAAAGAUGGUAACAUCUACAUAGUUACUGACACUAGUGAUGAUCCAGUGAACCCAAAGCCAGGAACAUUAAGAUAUGGUGCAAUUCAAGAUGAACCACUUUGGAUUAUAUUUUCUAGAGAUAUGGUUAUUAAGUUAAAAGAAGAAUUAAUGUUGAAUUCAUUCAAGACAAUUGAUGGUAGAGGUGCUAGUGUACAUAUUGCUGGUGGUCCAUGUAUAACUAUACAAUAUGUUACAAAUAUUAUUAUACAUGGAUUAAAUAUUCAUGAUUGUAAACAAGGUGGAAAUGCUUAUGUUAGAGAUUCACCACAACAUUAUGGUUGGAGAACAAUAUCAGAUGGAGAUGGUGUUUCUAUAUUUGGUGGAAGUCAUGUUUGGGUUGAUCAUUGUUCUUUGUCAAAUUGUAAUGAUGGUUUGAUUGAUGCAAUUCGUGGUUCUACUGCCAUUACUAUUUCCAAUAAUUACAUGACACAUCACAACAAGGUAAUGCUUUUGGGACAUAGUGAUACAUUUACUAGAGACAAGAAUAUGCAAGUUACCAUUGCUUUUAAUCAUUUUGGAGAAGGGCUUGUGCAAAGGAUGCCAAGAUGUAGACAUGGAUAUUUCCAUGUGGUGAAUAAUGACUACACUCAUUGGGAGAUGUAUGCAAUUGGAGGAAGUGCUUCUCCAACAAUCAAUAGUCAAGGCAAUAGAUUCCUUGCUCCUAAUGAUGUCUUCAACAAGGAGGUGACAAAACAUGAGGAUGCAGCAGAAAGUGAAUGGAAGAAUUGGAAUUGGAGAUCAGAAGGUGAUUUAAUGCUUAAUGGAGCAUUUUUCAUAAGAUCUGGUGCUGGAGCUUCUUCUAGUUAUGCUAAAGCUUCAAGUUUAAGUGCAAGGCCAUCUACUUUGGUUAAUUCUAUUACAAUGAAUGCUGGUGCACUUGGUUGCAAAAAGGGGAAAAAAUGUUGAUUAAUAUAUAUAUGAUUAUUAAUAAUCUUAAUUAGCACUAUAUGUUCUCUUUUUCUUUCUUUUUUUAAGUGUAUUGUUGAGAAAUUGUGAAAUAUUAUAAUCUCUCAGUUAAUUUCCAUGUAGUAUGUAAAAAUGGGUUGAUGAGUUUGUAACUUGACUCCCCCUCUCAGUGUAAUGUUAAAGUGAUAAUCAAGGAUCAAGUGUGAAUACUACUACCACAUAA
Messenger RNA from Solanum verrucosum, 1546 nucleotides. Its product is annotated as probable pectate lyase 5. The transcript is spliced from 5 exons. The coding region runs from base 118 to 1323 and encodes 401 amino acids. The record is from RefSeq and is a predicted model, not a curated record. Gene Ontology annotation, molecular function: pectate lyase activity. Lineage: Eukaryota; Viridiplantae; Streptophyta; Magnoliopsida; Solanales; Solanaceae.